GAUAUGUCAGCUGUUCAGCACCGUGCUCCAUCACAGCAAGAACAAACUAGUGAGCAUAUUAUAGGCUGUCAGCUUCAGGGACCGGGAUACAGCAAACAAAGCUGGGCUCGCUUUUGGUUGGUUAAACUUUUCCAGUUCAGCUUGAAGGCUUUGUGUAAGACAUGAUGUCAUAAUGGAUCAUUUCACUGGGGCAACAGGGAGGAUGUAAAGGAUAGAUACUUUCUGUACAGAUUCCUUGUUGUAGAGAGUAAAUCUUCAUCCACCUUCCUCCGAAAAGCUGAAGACAUGGGAGACAAUAAAACCGGAGGGAUAGUUGCAGCUGCACUGAACCGUCUGAAAGUGGUGAAGGGUUUGGAGGAUGUGGAGGUGUCAGAGUGCGAGAGCUGCUCCUUUGAGGUGACUCUUAACCUGGCUUAUGUAGAGGGCAUCUGGACCAGGGAUGGGAUGCAGGUUAAGUCGAAGCCCAGUUGUCGCAUCAGCGCACACGGGAAAAAACACGGCCUUGUCCUGAACCGGGUGGCUUUGGGAGAUGCUGGUUUAUACUGUUUCCAGGCCAGUGAGGUUCAGACCUCAGGCAGGCUCGUUGUCAGAGCCAGAGACAUACACAUCGAGAAGGAACUGGAGGACGUUGACACGCUUGAGCGUCAACCCGUCAGUUUUCAAUGCGAAGUCAACCAGGCGGAUGUGGAGGGUCGGUGGUACCGAGAUGACUGCAGAAUCCGACCUGGGGACAACAUCAAGAUAAGACACCAGGGUAAAACGCACGCCUUGCUCUUCAAGUCGGUCCGACCAGAACACGCUGGUGAGAUCAGAUUCACGGCAGAGCGGGUUUCAUCGUAUGCCACUCUCACAGUAAAAGAGCUCCCAGUCCAAAUAAUUCGACCUCUGAGGGUCAAAAUCGCCAUGUAUCGCCACAGAGGUCUGCUGGAGUGCCAGGUGUCGAGGCCUAACGCUCAAGUCAGAUGGUACAAGAACAGGAAGGAGCUCCUGCCCAGCAAGAAGUAUCAGCUGAUCAGCCAGGACGUCUACAGGCAGCUGACCAUCGAGGAUGUCCGCUCAUCAGACGAAGACACCUACACGUGUGAUGCAGGAGACGACAAAACCUCCUGCCAGCUUCUGGUGGAGGAGCAGGCCAUCAGCAUAGUCCGGGGGAUGAAAUCCAUGGAGGUGAUGGAGCCAAAGCCGGCCCUGUUCCAGGUAGAGACCAGUCUAAAGUCCGGGAGGCCCCCGAAGUGGACCCUGAAGGGUGAGGUGUUGGAGCACUCAGCAGGAGUGAACAUUGACAGGCAGGGGAACCUCCACAGUCUGUGUCUCACCAGCACAGACAGCUCCAUGUCAGGGCCUGUGGUCUUCAUGGCUGGAAAGAGCCGCUCCACCGCUCAGCUUACUGUUAACGUGCGGCCUCUUGAGGUGGUUCACCACCUUGAUGAUGUGGAGGCAAAGGAGAGCAGCUCUGUGAGUCUGAGCUGCGAGUUCGCCCCGUCUCCCCGGGUGGUGCGGUGGUUUAAAGGUCGCACGGCUCUGAAGGUCUCCAACAAGUACACCAUGAAGCGAGAGGGGAAACGAGCGGAGCUGAUCGUUCACGGCCUGACAGGGAUGGAUGCCGGACAGUACCGCUGCGUGGCUGGUGGUGCGCAAAGCACCGCGGAGGUCAAGGUGGAAGUGAAAAGAUUGAAGCUGGUCAAACACCUUGAGCCUGUCGACAUUGAGGAGGAUGGCGUCGCUACGUUUUCAUGCGAGCUCAACUACGUCGUCGCCAAUGCCGAGUGGCUGCUUAACAACGUCCGGCUCAGGUCUAACGCCGUCAACCGGAUCCAGCACAUGGGCACGAUGCACAGCCUCGUGAUGCAAAAGCUCAGACCACAGGACAGCAGGGUCACGUUUAAAGCAGGCCUUCUGACCGAGACGACAAUCUUAAAAGUUAAAGAGCGCCCGGCGGUGUUUCUCCGGUCCUUGGAGGAUGUAGUUGGAGAGGAGCAAGGGGAGGUUUGCCUGCAGUGUGAAAUCUCCAAAGAUUCAGUGACGCCUCUUUGGAGGAAGGACGGCGUUGUCCUGACACCCGAUGACAAGCAUGAGUUUGUGCAGUGUGGGAAGUGCAGGGCACUGAUCAUCCACUCACUGAGUAAGGAGGAUGCUGGGCAGUACACCUGUGACCUGGGCACCAGUCAGUCCAAGGCGAAGGUUACAGUGCACGAUCUACAUAUUACCAUCGUCCAGCGGAUAAAGACAGUUUCUGUUCAGGAGGGCGAUAACUGUGCUUUCGAGUGCCAUCUCUCUCACGGUCUGGAUGAUGACCCUGUUUGGACCAUCAAUGGUCAGGCGGUGGUCACCAACAGCCGCGUUCAGCUCGUCAACAACGGCCGCGUCUUUAAGAUGGCCAUUAAAGACGUCACCCUCUCUGACGCUGGCGACGUGGUCUUCGCGGUUAAAGACCUGAGCUGUAGGACCAUGUUAUUUGUGAAAGAGAAGCUUGCGCACAUCUUCAGGGACCUGCUGAAUGUGAAGGCCGUGCCUGGGGAGGACGCCGAGCUGAGCUGCCAAAUCACAAAGCCAGAAGUGACCGUUCGUUGGCUGAAAAACGGACGUCCAGUCAGGGACAGCCCUAAAUACGAAAUGAGCACGGAGAAGAACCUGGCAAGGCUGUUGAUCAAGAAUGCCUCCAUCAGAGACUCUGGUGAAUACUGCUGCGAGGCUGACGGCGUUGCAUCCCGGGCCAAGGUGGAGAUCAGAGAACUUCAGCACACUUUCGCAAGGGAGUUGAGAGACAUGCGAGGAGAAGAAAAGAGUAAAGUAACGCUGGAGUGUGAGACCAGGAGGCCAGCCAAGCGCGUGACGUGGCUAAAGGGCAUGGUGGAGCUCAGACCUGGGAAGAAGUAUGUCGUCAAGCAGAAGGGAGUCGUUCUGUCCCUAACCAUCACCUGCCUGGAGAAAUCAGACACGGAUAUUUACGUGUGUGAUGUUGGUACCAUGCAGAGCCGGGCACAGCUGACUGUGCAGGGUCAGAAGGUGAUCAUCUUGGAUGAAUUAGAAGACGUGGAGUGCCUUGAAGGUGACACGGUCACAUUCAGGUGCCGAAUUUGUCCCGACGACUACUGCGGGGUCAAGUGGUACCUGGACGAGACUCUGCUUUAUACCAACGAGCUCAAUGAGAUCCAGAUGGUACCGGGUGGCCUUCACACCCUCACAUUUAGACAGCUUGCUCGUAAAGACACUGGCACUAUUUCAUUUGUAGCAGGGGACAAAAGAUCGUACGCCUCACUUCUAGUUAGAGAGAGGCGUCCUACCAUCAUCAAAGCACUGGAGGACUGUGAGGCUUUUGAGGGCGGCGGCUUAGUUUUGUCUUGUGUGACUUCCAAACCGUGCCACAUCUUGUGGUACAAAGAUGGCUGCCUGAUGUGGCACUCCUCCAGAUACUUCACCAGCCAUUCUGGCUGCGAGGCACGACUAACCAUUCGAGAGGUUAGCAGCGGCGAUGCUGGAGUGUACGAGUGCAGCGCUGGAUCUGUCACGACCACGGCUGUCGUCACUGUCAAAGCCAUCCCAGCAGAGUUCACCCAGCCUCUGAACGCUGUAGAGGCCAAGGAAGGAGAGGCCGUCACAUUAACCUGUGAAUACUCCUUACCUGGAGUCCAGUUUCACUGGAGGAAAGGUUUUGAGAACAUCCGACCUGGAGAUAAGUACGUCAUGAAACAGAGGAAGACCAUCAUCUCUCUCACCAUCAAAGCACUCAGGCCUGAGGACUCAGGAGAGUACACAUGCCAGUGCAGACAACACCAGACGACAGCUAGUCUCAAAGUACACGCAAUUCCCAUUACGUUCACUCAGCAACUGAAGAACCUGCAAGCUGAGGAGGGCAGCAGUGUGAUAUUACGCUGUGAAAUCUCCAAACCUGGCAUACCGGUGGAAUGGAGGAAGGAGCCCGAGCUGCUGAGGAACGGCAUCAAGUUCCAGAUGAGGAAACGGGAGACCACCUUGGAGCUCCUGAUAUGGAAGCCUGUCCCGGAGGACAGCGGGGAGUAUAGCUGCGUGUGCGCUGAUCAGAUAACGUCUGCCACAGUCAGGAUCACCGCUCUGCCAGUCACCUUCAAGCAGAAGCUGAGGAACGUGUCGAUUGAGGAGGGCAACACGGCGACGUUUCGCUGUGAACUCUCCAAGCCGGGUCAAACCGCCGAAUGGAGGAAAAGUCGAGACGAAGUCAUCAGGAACGGAGAAAAGUAUCACGUGCGACAGAGAGACACACUUAUUGAACUCAGGGUCAUUGAUGUGACUCCUAAAGACAGCGAUAUCUACACAUGCAUCUGCGGAGACAUUGAGACAACGGCCACUCUGACUGUGAAUGCCAUUCCUGUAACGUUCAAGCAAAAGCUGAAGAACCAGCAAGUGGAGGAAGGACACAACAUCACGCUGAAUUGUGAGAUUUCCAAAGCCGGUGUCCCGGUGGAGUGGAGGCUCGGAGGAGAGAAGCUGGAGAACGGAGACAAGUACCAGAUGAAGCAGAGGGACUCCACCCUGGAGCUGACCAUCAGAGACGCUGCGCCGGAGGACAGCGGUGUCUACACCUGUGUGUGCAGAGAGCAAAAGACUAAGGCAACUGUCAAAGUUAUCGCGGUUCCUGCCACAUUUAAAGUGGGUUUGAAGAGCCAGGAAGUGGAAGAAGGUAACGGUGUGACUCUGCAUUGUGAGCUGUCAAAGAAAGGCGUCCCCAUCCAGUGGCUGAAAGACGGUCAGGUGCUGUCUGAAGAGUUGAGCCGAGACAAAUACCUGAUAAAGGUGGAAGGAAAGAAAGCUCUCGUGACUAUUUCCAACGUGCAACCCAAUGACGCAGGGAGGUACAGCUGCGUCACUGGAGAUGAGAAAACCUCAGCAGACGUACGAGUCAAAGCACUUCCUGUAACGUUCAAACGAGAGCUCCAGAGCCUGAUAGCCACAGAAGGAGACUGCGCAGUUUUCUGCUGCGAGCUCUCCAAACCCGAAGCUCCCGUGGAGUGGAGGAAAGGCAGAGUCGUCCUGAAACCUGGAGAGAAAUAUGAAAUGAAACUGGAGGGCCGUCUAACCAAACUGACCAUCAACAGGGUGGAGGAGAGCGAUGCUGGCAAAUACACCUGCAAGACGAAACACAGCCAGUCCACCGCUGAGCUCAGAGUCCGAGCUCUCCCUCCCAGCUUCACGCUGCCGUUAGUUAACCAGGAGGUCACUGAGGGCAACGUUGUGGCUCUGCACUGCGAGCUCAGCAAGCCUGCUCCCUCGGUGGAGUGGAGGAAAGGAGCAGAGCUGCUCAAGAACGGAGACAAGUAUCAGAUGAGGAAGAAAGACCUGCGGGUGGAAAUGAAGAUCGCCGAGCUCACAGUGGAGGACUCUGGGGAUUACACUUGUAUGUGCGGGGAAGAGAAGACCACAGCGCGCCUCACAGUGAAUGAAAAGCCCGUCAAAUUCCUUCAGGAACUACAGAAUAUUCAAGUACAGGAGGGGGAAGUGGAGUGA
Messenger RNA from Fundulus heteroclitus (mummichog), 5481 nucleotides. Its product is annotated as obscurin-like. The record is from RefSeq and is a predicted model, not a curated record. Lineage: Eukaryota; Metazoa; Chordata; Actinopteri; Cyprinodontiformes; Fundulidae. The transcript has 23 exons. The coding region runs from base 286 to 5481 and encodes 1731 amino acids.